This is a messenger RNA of Electrophorus electricus (electric eel), 1162 nucleotides long. RefSeq names its product transmembrane protein 69 (gene tmem69). The record is from RefSeq and is a predicted model, not a curated record. Lineage: Eukaryota; Metazoa; Chordata; Actinopteri; Gymnotiformes; Gymnotidae.
UGCUUCUUUCUUAUCGAUAAUAGCGAUAUAGUGGUGCGGAUCUUUGAGUGCGAUAUUCGAGGUGUAUGGUUUAUAUAUAAAUAGAUUUCGACAUUGGUGGUCUCUUUAUGAAAGGCAAAAUGUUAUUGGCUUUGAAACUAAGACACUUCGUUUCCAGCUCGUGGUGUCAGAAAUGGAGAAGACUUGAAUUUCAUCACCUGUCAAAAACGUUUGCCUGGUCAAGCCACCGGACCAGCCGUACCCUGUUCCUUGCAAGGGACUGGGCUGCGCAGCUACCUCCCAGAUAUGCCCCAGGAUCUCUUUUGAUGGCCCAGAAAUUUCACUGCUCUUUACAAAUACAGAAGAAACGACAGCCAGAUGAGCAACCCCCACGAGAACUUGACUUGCUUCGCUAUGAUAUGAGGGACCUGAACAAAGGUCCCAAACCAGCACUCUAUCUGGGAUUUUGUGGUCUUUUACCAUUUGUAUCAGCUCCUAUAAUUAUGGGCAUUACAGGUACAUAUCUUCCUGAGUUAGCUUAUGCUGAAGUUGUGUACGGGGCCUCAGUUGUCUCUUUUUUUGGUGGAGCUCGUUGGGGGUUUGCUUUACCUGAGGGUAGCCCAGCAAAGCCUGAUUGGCUAAACCUAGCCAACAGUGCAGUUCCCUCCUUAAUAGCUUGGCUGGCCCUCCUUUUUAGCAACAGCAUUACACAGUCUGGUAUGCUUGUGAUCAUGGGGCUUGGCAUAUCACUCCAUUAUGACCUGGCUCUUCUGCCCACAUAUCCAAGUUGGUUCAAAGCAUUCAGAGCAGUCUUUACUAUGGUAGCCUUUUUCUCUAUUGUGGGCACUUUGAUAAUUAAAGAAUUGUAUCCAGAGAAGAGGUAUCUGUCAGAAAAAUAAAUAAUUUGUGAUCUUACUGUAAACUAGUAAUAUGUAAAAUCAAUGUGGAUGAGAUGGAAACAUUUGUUCUGUAUUUGGUACUUGUAUAGAAAUAUUAAUUUUUUUUUUUUUUUACCAAAUCCAUGUGUAAUGAUUUUGGAGUACUCAAUACAUAUAUCAUGAAGGGAUGGCACAUUUUGUACACAUUUCUUCAACUCUUGAAAUGAUUACAUGAAUGUUGAUCAUUCAAAUGUAACAUGGUUUUAAAAUACCUCAGUAUAAUAAACCACAUUUUCUUGGAUAUA